AUGACAGAAACAGAAACAAAUAAAAAUAUAACUCUCUUUUUAUAUUACCCUAUUCCUAUUCUUCUAUCUUAUGUGAUUAACUUGUUCAAGAAAAAUAUUGAACCUCUUUUCGAUCUAACUACCAUCACUGCUACACAAUCUGAGUCUGUUUCUGUUUCUGGUUUGGCUCUUGUUACGGCCAUCACUGAUAAGGCUCCGGUUCCGAAUGUUGUUGAAUCUACGAUGGUGAAUUCGAAGCGAAAUCUGUUGCGGACGCGGAUUGAAUUUCUCUCUGGAGAUGUUGAUGGUUUGAUGUCGUGCACUGAGAGUCUGGGAUUUGAAAGCUCUGAUGAGAGGAGAGAUCGUGAUAGAAUGGAUGUGAAGGUGAAUGGUGAUGAGAAUGAUGAGAUUUGGAGGAGGAAGAUUGCUAUGAAAAGAGGUGAAAGUAGAGGAAAUUGGAUGAGGUCGCUUCCGCCGCCGAUUCCGUCGUUGAAUCGGAAUGGUAAACCUAGUUUUUAUCUCAGGCCGGUGAGGAAAGACGGGAGGUUGGAGUUAACGGAAGUUAGAAUACAUCGACCGGAUAUUCUUCACGCUUCACGGCGUGAUGGACGGUUGACAUUGCAUCUAAUACCAGAUCGAGAAAGUGACGAUGAAGAAGAGGAAGAAAGUGAAGAAGAAGAAGAAGAAGUUGAAGAAAAUGAAGAAAAUGAAGAACUUGAGAAGGAGGAGGAGGAAGAAAAUGUGGAAGUUUCUAUGGUAGUGGGAAAUAGUAAUGAAGGGUUAAGGAGAUGUCAUGAAAUGGUGAAUCAACAACAUCUUCUUGUUCAUGGGAACCGAAUUCGAAUGUGUGUGUGA
This is a messenger RNA of Vicia faba (fava bean), 834 nucleotides long. Lineage: Eukaryota; Viridiplantae; Streptophyta; Magnoliopsida; Fabales; Fabaceae. The record is from the annotation of a GenBank genome assembly.